AUGAAGGAGUUGAACAGAGAUAUGGCUAGAUUCUGCACAGACAACCAGUGUGUCACCCUACAUCCCCAAGGACUGGCUCCCAUGGGGUCCAGGACACUGCGGCACAUCCAGGCCAUCACAGCAUUAGUGGUGGUGACUGUGUUCAUCUCUCUCUUUGCUCUUUUUGUGGCGGUUUUACAGCCUUGGAGACGUGAGCAGAAUGAAGAUCCUUUCUUCAGAGCCCAGCUUCUGGGAAGCAAUGACUCUGGAUAUGACAAUCAUUCCCAAUUUGUUAUGGAGACAGAAAUGCAAGAGGCUAUCCAGAGGCUUAGGGACUAUGAGGAGAAUUCUAGUAGCUGUCACAAGGAGAUACAGAUACUGAAGUACCGAAUGGACAGUGUUGAUUCUCAGGUGCAGUUGCUUGGCAGCCAUCUGGAGGAUGCCAGUGCUGACAUCCAGCAGACAAAAGAUGUGCUGAAUGGCUCUGGAGCCUUGGCUUUGGAGACCCAGGCACUGAGAAACUCCUUGGAAGUAGCCAGUGCUGAUAUCCAUAGUCUGAGAGGAGAUUUGGAAAAGGCAAAUGCUAUGACUUCCCAGACCCAAGGUCUCUUAAAGAGCAGCACAGAAAGCAUGGGUACCAAGCUCCACGUGCUGGGCAGAGGCCUGGAGGAAGCCCAGUCUGAGAUCGGGGCACUGAGGGUAAGUCUGCAGAGUUCAAGUGACCUCAGCUCCCAGAGCCAGAACUUUCUCCAGCACAGCAUGGGCAACAUUAGUGCUGAGAUCCAGGCCAUGAGAGACAGUGUGGAAAGAGCUGGUGAUGAAAUGAACUCAUUAAAGAGAGAUCUGGAAACACUCACCACUCAGACUCAAAAGGCAAAUGGCCACCUGGACCGGACAGAUGCCCAGAUCCAGGGGUUAAAGGCUGAGCUGAAAAGCACCAGUUCCUUGAACUCCCAGAUUGAGGUGAUCAGUGGCCAAGUGAAGGAUGCCAGCAGAGAGUUACAGACCUUGAGAAGGGGCCUGAGUGAUGUCUCAGCUUUGAAGUCCAACAUCCAGAUGCUACAGAACAAUCUUCAGAAGGCCAAGGAAGAGAUGCAGAGUUUGAAAACAGAUCUGCAGGCUACCAAAGCUCUCAUUACCAAGAUUCAGGGGGAACAGAGUCUCCUGAGGGCCCUGCAGGAAGAUGUGGCUGCACAGAAGCGGGAGCAGAAGACUCAGAAUCAGGUUCUCCAGCUGAUCAUGCAGAACUGGAAGUACUUCAAUGGAAACUUUUAUUACUUUUCUCAUGGCAAGAAGUCCUGGCAUGAGGCCGAGAAGAACUGUGUGUCACAGGGAGCGCACCUGGCUUCGGUGACAUCUCAGGAGGAGAAGGCAUUCCUGGUGCAGACUACAAGUGCUGUGCACCAUUGGAUCGGGCUCACUGACCAGGGCACAGAGGGCACCUGGCGCUGGGUGGAUGGGACACCAUUCAACUAUGGCCAGAGCAAAGGGUUUUGGGAGAAAAACCAGCCUGACAACUGGAGACACAGAAACGGAGAGCGUGAAGACUGUGUCCACAUACGGGAGCAGUGGAACGACAUGGCCUGCGGGUCCUCCUACCCCUGGGUGUGCAAGAAGCCCACAGAGUGGUCCGCAGGCAGAUCAGGCCAGAGCUGA
This is a messenger RNA of Apodemus sylvaticus (European woodmouse), 1635 nucleotides long. It is a transcript of the gene Clec4f, whose product is annotated as C-type lectin domain family 4 member F. Lineage: Eukaryota; Metazoa; Chordata; Mammalia; Rodentia; Muridae. The record is from RefSeq and is a predicted model, not a curated record. The transcript has 7 exons. The coding region runs from base 1 to 1635 and encodes 544 amino acids.